AUGUCUCUCCGCCUCGCUACCCUUAUUUCCCGGCGGGCCCUCGUGCGCCCCUUCGCCACCUCGUCGCGGCUGCGUACCGACCGCCCCCGCGACCCCUUCCCGCUCCCCUUCGACCCGGCGCUCGCCGAAGCCGCGGCGGCCGCCAACGCCCUCCGCGACCCAACCGACGUCGUUGAUGGGUGGGAGCUCCCGCCUCCCCUCGACCGGACGGGCGAGACGCCCGAGUCCCUCCGCGCCCGCCUUAUCUACCAGACCCGCAAACGUGGUAUCCUCGAGACGGACCUUCUUCUCAGCACGUUUGCCCGCGACUUCCUUCCCGCCAUGUCGGUUGAGGAGAUGCAGCAGUUCGACAAGCUCCUCGAUGAACCCGAUUGGGAUAUCUACUACUGGGCCAUUGAGAAGCGGCCGGCACCGGAGCGUUGGGCCAAGACCCCGCUGCUCGGAAAGCUGAGGAAGCAUGCACGGAACGAGGGACGGGUGGUGCGGCUCAUGCCCAACCUUGAAGACAUCGAGCGUAAGUAG
Messenger RNA from Cutaneotrichosporon cavernicola, 522 nucleotides. RefSeq lists its product as uncharacterized. Gene Ontology annotation, biological process: protein-FAD linkage; tricarboxylic acid cycle; mitochondrial electron transport, succinate to ubiquinone. The transcript is spliced from 2 exons. Gene Ontology annotation, cellular component: mitochondrion. The coding region runs from base 1 to 522 and encodes 173 amino acids. NCBI's taxonomy places the organism in Eukaryota, Fungi, Basidiomycota, Tremellomycetes, Trichosporonales, Trichosporonaceae. The record is from RefSeq and is a predicted model, not a curated record.